Molecule: messenger RNA, 858 nt
Organism: Paraglomus brasilianum
Lineage: Eukaryota; Fungi; Glomeromycota; Glomeromycetes; Paraglomerales; Paraglomeraceae
Source: the annotation of a GenBank genome assembly
AUGUCCUCAAUUCCUGUUAGCUUUGCCGAUAUUGGCAAAUCUGCCAAUGAUCUGUUGGGCAAGGACUACCCUAAUGCUAUUAAACUGGACGCGAAGACCACUGCUUCAAAUGGAGUGUCCUUUACCGUUUCUGGAACCAGAGAUGCGAAGGCAAACAUGCAAGGGGAACUCAAGACAAAAUAUGCGUAUCCAAAGAGCGGCGUGACUUUUACGGGAGGCUGGUCAAGCUUUAAUCGGAUGACUGGCCAACUCGAGCUAGAGAAUAAUGUGGCCAAAGGCUUGAAGUUGGACAUUUCCGCAUCUCUUCUCCCAAGCUCCGGUCAAAAGAGCGCUAAAACGGGUGUCAUAUUUAAGCAGCCAGGGUUUCACACGAAAAUAUACCUCGAUCUUUUCAAAGGCCCUACAUUUACGGGAGAUGCAGUAAUUGGCCAUGAAGGUUUCCUUAUUGGCAGUGAGGCUACGUACAAUGUGAUGAGCGGGGAGAUAGUUGGUUACGGCAUUGCAGCUGGAUUUGUUGCGCCUGAAUAUAAUAUCAGCGUUCGCGCAUCUAACUCAUUAAGUGCAUAUACCGCUGCUAUUUACCACCGCGUUCAUUCGGACGUUGAGGCUGGGGCGAAAGCACAUUGGGAUACUACAGCCAAUCAAAACAAUGCCGUUAAUAUUGAAAUCGGAGCUAAAUAUACGCUCGAUAAAGAUGCAUUCAUUAAAACCAAAAUCGAUAAUGCUGGCCGUCUUGGUCUUGGCUACACACAGGCACUUCGUCGAGGUGUUAAAAUUUCGCUUGGUGCUAGCAUUGACACAUCUCGCCUUAACGAAAACACGCAUCGCUUUGGGCUUGCACUCAAUCUAGAGUCUUAA